AUGGAUAAAAAACAAUUUCAGAGGAUAAAGUUAUUCAAGAACUUUCAGAGUGAAGAGCCGAGAGCUCUACCAUGCUCACUCCAACGAACGUUGUCUUCUUUUUCAAUUGUUUUGUUAACUCAGGUCGAGAAUGGCUGUUUCCAGGCUAUUGCUAGAAUAUCUGACUUGGUUCUGGAUCACAGCAGGCUCAGCUCUCAGUUUAUCACCAAUAUUUGCACAGAACUUGCUGGCACAGCCUUGCAAAACCUUUCCCUUAUGAACACUCUCCAGGGAUCACUCACAAACAUGACUUUUCAAGGUCUAGACAAGACUAACAUUACAGUGCUUGACCUCAGCUACAACACAAUGUCAAAGAUUGCUGAUGGUGCCUUUCAGUGGUUUCCCCGACUGGAAUCUCUAUCCCUGGAGCAUAACUCCCUUAGACACCUAACUAAGGACACCUUCAGUGGACUGGGAAAUCUAAGGCAGCUUAACCUGCAGAAAGCACUGAUUAAGAGUCAUACAUCAUCCUUACCAGUUAUUGAAGACUUCUCAUUCCACCAUUUAGUCCAGUUGGAGCAUCUGUGUAUGGAAAAUACUGCAUUCCGAGAGAUAACGGAGCACAUCUUCUCUGGACUUCUGCACCUGAAGACUCUGGAUUUAAGUUGGAGCAUCACAGGAUUGAAGACAGUCACAAACAAAACCUUUGCUUCUCUGCAAGAAUCUCCACUCCUUGAGACUCUUAAUCUUACAGCCAUGGGUAUAAACAAGUUGGGGCCUGGUGCCUUUUCAAUGUUGGGCAACCUUACUACACUCCUACUUGGCCGAAACUUCAUUAAUCAGCAGUUGAAAGGGGAUGAGUUCGAGGGCCUAACUAGCAUUAAAGAGAUUGACAUGUCUAUAAACCAGCAAAGUAUUUCCCUUACUAAUGCAUCAUUCAUCCACGUCCCUACGUUGAGGACUCUAAAGCUAGGUCGUGCCCUAAAAGGAAGCCUAGAUAUGGAACAAUCGCCAUUUAGGCCACUAGUCAACCUCACAGUUCUAGAUCUUAGUAAUAACAAUAUUGCAAACAUAAAUGCCGGCAUGCUGACAGGGCUGUAUCGUUUGAAAGUGCUGAAAAUGCAGCACAACAACUUGGCUAGGUUGUGGAAAACAGCCAACCCAGGUGGUCCAGUGUUUUUCCUCAAGGAUGCACACAAGCUGACUCUCCUGGAUCUGGAUUACAAUGGCCUCGAUGAGAUUCCACUUGAUGCUUUGCGUGGCCUCUCUAAUUUACACGAGCUAAGUCUCCGUGGUAAUCUCUUGAAUCAGCUGCAUUCCUCUGUUUUUGAUGACCUACAGUCUUUAAAGUAUUUGCAUCUUCAAAAGAACCUUAUAACAUCCGUCCAACACGCCACGUUUGGCGUGCCGCUGUCCAACCUGACAGAACUUUCCAUGGACCGCAACCCCUUUGACUGCACCUGUGAGAGCAUCCUGUGGUUCUCUGAGUGGCUAAACUCAACCAAUGCAAGCGUUCCUGGAUUUCCUCAAAGUUACAUCUGCAACACCCCAAAUGCCUACUUUAACCGCUCCGUCAUGAACUUUGACCCAUUGUCCUGCAAGGAUAUGACACCUUUUAAGGCACUGUACAUUUUAAGUAGUACAGCCGUGUUAAUGUUGUUAUUUACAGCUUUCCUGGUGCACUUCCAAGGAUGGAGAAUCCAGUUCUUUUGGAGCAUAAUGGUAAACCGUAUGCUGGGGUCGCUGAAGGAUGAAAGCGUUGCUGAAGGUAGAUAUGUGUUUGAUGCUUAUAUCAUUCACACUGCUAAGGACAGACCAUGGGUGGAUCGAAGCCUGCUCCCCCUAGAGGACGAAAAAUUUAUUUUUUUCCUUGAAGACAGAGAUGCAAUACCUGGCUUUUCUCAACUUGACACCAUUAUUGAGAACAUGGGAAAAUCAAGGAAGAUCAUUUUUGUUAUCACAGAAAUGCUUUUAAAGGAUCCAUGGUGUAGGCAAUUCAAAGUACAUCAUGCACUUCACCAGGUUAUGGAGAAGAAUCGUGACUCAUUGAUUCUGAUUUUCUUGCAAGAUGUCACUGAUUACAAUCUAAACCGCUCUCUGCAUCUUCGUCGUGGCAUGUUGAAACCUUGCUGUAUUCUCUACUGGCCUUUACACAGGGAACGUAUCCCAGCUUUCCAUCAGAAACUUCGUUCAGCAUUAGCCUCCACCAACAACCUUAACUAGAAAUUAUUUUUCCAUAAUGUUUAUUUUGUGCCAGGUCCUCAAUCAUUGUACUAACAGUUCAUACUUGAAUUCUCUGUUUAUUUACUUUCAUAUUUCUUCACACAUUUAAAGUUGAAAAGAAUUUGCAGGUCAGAUAAUAUUGAGUGAUGGUUCCUGUCAAAUUGUUGCCUCUGGUACUGAUUAUUUGAUUGUUUCAACCUGGGAAGGAGUAAUUAGUAAGAAACUGAUGAUAAAUGUUGCUCUUUGUUUGUAUUUAAAAUCAGUGUUAAUGCUAAACAAUGUAAAUACCAAUGAUUUCACUAAGAAAGCAGCUUAUGUUUGAGUAUAGAAACGAGGGGGUUACAUCGCUUUUUUAAGUAAUUAAAAACUAUUAGCUGCAUUGUUAAUGGAGAUAGACUGAUAUGGAUGGAUAUAAAUCUCUCUCUCAAUAAUUAAUUAAAAUAAAUGAUAUAAUUAAUUAAUUCAAGUAAAUGCAAUUUUACAUACUACUUUAUCUCUCUGAUUCAAUGCAGGCAGAAUGCAGAGCUAACGAGUAACUGUCGAAAAUAACCAUCAGUUUAACCUUCCGGUCAAAUAUUGCACUGCAAACAUUAAUAACAGCUUUAAGUGGUCAAGUGCUGGCAAAUGACCAUAGUAUAAGUGGGGUAAUCCACAGCUAGCUGUACAUGAAAUUGUUUUAAUGCACUUCAGACGGUUCUUUGCCUCCACCUCGUGCAUUAAAAUCGUGUAUUAAACAAUGUUAAUGUACAACGUGGAAGCAAAGAGCCGCCUGACGCGAAAUGCAUUAAAAUAAUUUCAUGCACAGCUAAUCACACACUGUGUCUGAUCAGUGCUCCAUUAACAACUUAAAAAAGCUAUGUAACCGAAGGGGGUAAUCCACCAGCCGGAAACUGAAGUCUUUCCGGGGGCCGCUAUUGGCUAACAAGGCAUCACCGGCUGUUUGCAUUCCAUUUGACUCCCAUUCAUUUUGGCGUCACUUGGCAACGAAUAUCUUUACAUCGUUCUCAGACCGUCUCAGCGCUCUUCUUAGCCCGUCUCAGUCCGUCUCGGCGCUCUUCUUAGCCCGUCUCAGUCCGUCCCGG
Pimephales promelas (fathead minnow) is the source of this 3284-nucleotide messenger RNA. The record is from RefSeq and is a predicted model, not a curated record. Lineage: Eukaryota; Metazoa; Chordata; Actinopteri; Cypriniformes; Leuciscidae.